CUCCAAGUGAUAAACAAAAUUAAUUCAGUCAUUAAAUUCGCUUGAGAAACUGAACAUGAGAUAUCUAGUGUUAUUGACAUAUUUGUGUGUUCUACUGGUAUUUAUUAGAGCUUCUCCCCUGCCUGAUGGUGGAGGAGGAGGUGGUGGAGGCGGCGGCGGUACUGGUCGCGGUUGUAAUUGUGAGUCUGGUGGUGGUGGAGGAGGUGUCGGAGGCGGUGGAAAUGGAAAUGGACCGGGUGGAUCCGGUGGUGCUGCAGGACCUGAUUGUAUAAGGCCUUCUUGGUUGCCUCCCUGUCCCUAAUAGGCAUAAUAUAAUUAAGUUUUCAUUAUUGUUUUAAAAUUUAGAAAAAAAUUAAAUAAUAUAUUAUUUUACAAAAAAGAACCAUUUGGAGAAAGAAAAAGUACUAAAAAGUUGCUUUUCAUAGAUUCUCAUUCAUUCAGGACCGUGAAUGUUUAAUUUCUUGUGAAUAGAUUCCAUAUUAUAGAAUUUUCUAAAUGUACCAUUUGAAGAACUAAAAAGUCAAAAAAAUCACUUUCAUAAAAUCGCA
Lucilia sericata (common green bottle fly) is the source of this 548-nucleotide messenger RNA. Its product is annotated as putative glycine-rich cell wall structural protein 1. The record is from RefSeq and is a predicted model, not a curated record. Lineage: Eukaryota; Metazoa; Arthropoda; Insecta; Diptera; Calliphoridae. The transcript is spliced from 2 exons. The coding region runs from base 56 to 301 and encodes 81 amino acids.